This is a messenger RNA of Boeremia exigua, 1728 nucleotides long. RefSeq names its product eukaryotic translation initiation factor 3 subunit D. Gene Ontology annotation, cellular component: cytoplasm; eukaryotic translation initiation factor 3 complex. Lineage: Eukaryota; Fungi; Ascomycota; Dothideomycetes; Pleosporales; Didymellaceae. Gene Ontology annotation, biological process: translational initiation. The transcript is spliced from 3 exons. Gene Ontology annotation, molecular function: translation initiation factor activity. The coding region runs from base 1 to 1728 and encodes 575 amino acids. The record is from RefSeq and is a predicted model, not a curated record.
AUGGCGCCAUCAUCACUUUUGGACCUCGUGUCCGCGCUCCCCACCACCGAUGGCUGGGGCCCGGCGGUCUCUGAAGAGACGAUGCUCGACGGCGUGCCCUUUGCGCCUUACUCCAAGGCCGACAAGCUGGGUCGCAUGGCCGACUGGACCGACGGCAAGGACCGCGACAGGGGCGGCCGCCAGCAGUACGGCAACCGCAACUACAGAGAUGCGCAGGUGUACGGCGCCAACGCUGCCGGCAACCCCUUCGCCGUCCAGGUCGCGGAGGAAGAGGCCACUUUCUCCGUUGUCGACAACACACGCACAUCAGCCCGCACACGCGGAUUUGGGAGAGGCGGCGGCACAGUCUUCCGUGGCCGCGGCGGAGCACGAGGUGGACAGGCACAGCGCGGCGGGCGGGGCACGUUCCAGCGCGUCGGCGGCCGUGGCGGGCAGGGAGGCUACGACAGCCGUGGAGGCCGUGGAGGCGGACGCGGUGGACGCCGCUUCGGACGGUGGGACGACAAGCCCCAGCGCAACCGCGACCCCUCAGUCCAGGCCAAGCCCGACUGGAUUGUCCAGGAGGAGAUCGACUUCUCGCGUCUCGCCAAGCUCAACCUCGAUACCGGCGAGGGCGAGGACCUCGACAACUACGGCUUCCUUUACUACUACGACCGCAGCUACGACAAGCAGCCCGGCGCGAAGACCUCGGAGCGCAAGCUCAACGUCCUCGAGCGCGCCGCUUACAACGUCACCACCUCCAGCGAUCCCAUCCUGCAGGAGCUUGCCGACAAGGACGAGGCCACCGUCUUCGCUACCGACAACGUCCUCUCCAUGCUCAUGUGCGCCACCAAGUCUGUCUACUCGUGGGAUCUGGUCUUCACAAAGAGGGGCAACAAGGUCUUUAUCGACAAGCGCGACCAAUCCAGCCUGGACAUGGUCACCGUUAACGAGAAUGCCGCGGAUGCGCCCCUUGAGAUCUCUGAGGGCAACAAGGACUCAAUCAACAGCCCCGGUGCGCUUAUGCUCGAGGCUACCCACAUCAACAACGUCUUCCCUCUCCAGGUCGUCCAGGAAUCGGAGACCCAGAAGGUCAGCAUGCCUCACGAGCACCCCUUCUACAACGAGGAGGUCGAGAGCGAUCCCGCUGCUUCCAAGGCGUACAGGUACCGCCGCUUCGAUCUCUCGCUCGAGAGGGAUCAGGAGCCUCUGCACCUGAUUGUCCGAACUGAGCUCGACGCCGUUGUCAAGAACAACAUCAACGGCGAGGACCAGUUCUUGACCAUCAAGGCGCUCAACGAGUUCGACAACAAGGCCCAGGGUGCUGGUGGUGCUCUGGACUGGAGGUCGAAGCUGGCCAGCCAGCGUGGUGCCGUCCUUGCUACUGAGAUGAAGAACAACUCAUGCAAGCUCGCUCGCUGGGCUGUCCAGUCCAUCCUUGCCAAGGCUGACACUAUGAAGCUUGGUUUCGUAUCCCGUACCAACCCCAAGAACAACAACGACCACGUCAUCCUCGGCGUGCUCACCAACAAGCCCCGCGAGUUUGCUUCGCAGAUGGCGCUUAACCUUAACAACGGUUGGGGUAUCGUGCGCACAAUCGUCGACAUGGUUCUGCGUAUGGAAGAGGGCAAGUACGUCCUUGUCAAGGACCCCAACAAGGCUCUCCUGCGUCUGUACAGCGUGCCAAUGCACACGUUCGAGGAGGAGGAUGAGAUCGAGCUGGGUCCGGUUGAGGAGGAUGACGAGUAG